CUCACCCAACACGCACGAGAGCGCCGCCCCAUCCUGUUCCCACACCGCAUCUCAUUUUCUUCUCACGCUCUCGCACAUCACUGCCACGGCGCACACCGACGGCGGCGGCGGCAGCGCACAUCGGCGGCCAGCGGCGCGUUCUCAGCAGCGGCGGCGGCGAGCCCGCGAGGGGAUCGGCCGCGGCAGGCCGGCGACGGGCCGAGGCCGACGACAGCGGGUCAACGGCAAGCACGGUCCUUUUCUUAGCCACUUCUCAUAGGUUGAUUCCCCAUUUGGCCCCAAAUCCAGAUUUUUCUUGUUCAUCCGAACGGAUAUUUGGAACAUAGGUUUUAAACGCAUGUGCUUCUGGAGUCAUCAUCUGUAGAUUAACUAGAGAGUAAAAGCUUUUGUUUCAGUGUAUAAAGGAGGUCUAUUAGGUUGUGACAAAAUUAGCUGACACUGAUUUUAUACUGGUCGAAAUGGAUUUAGAAACCAUCAAGAUUCUUUUGCGCUACCCUAGAGGUUCUGUUGAGUACUUAGCUGGAGUAGAUGGAUUUCUUGAAUUUGCAUAUAAAGAUAAGUUAGAGGAUACAAAGAUUUAUUGUCCAUGUGAAACAUGCGUACAUACUAUGCUACUUUCAAAAAAUGAUGUCUAUGAUCAUUUGGUGUGCAAUGGAAUGCUUCAGAGUUAUGACCAAUGGGAUUUUCAUGGUGAGUCUUCAGAGGAGCAAAUUAGGAACCAACAACCACAGCCUCACAAUGAAGACAUGCGUGCUAACAUGCACGAAUUAAUUAAUGAUGCACUUAGGACUGUGUAUGACGACAUGCCUAUGAGUGAUUCUGCAGAUUCGCCAUGUACACACACUGAUGGACCAAAUUUAGAAGCUCAAGCAUUUUAUAAGUUGGUGAAAGAUUCAGAGAAGCCUUUAUGGGAUGGAUGUGAACUAUCACACUUAUCUCUGCUAGUGCUUUUGUUCAAUAUGAAAUCCAUGAACAAAUGAAGUGAUAAAUCAUUUGGAGAUCUACUUGAUAUUCUUCACAUGGCAAUUCCAAAUGGAAAAGAAUUGCCAAAAAACUUUUAUGAGGCUAAGAAGGUGGUUUCAAAAUUUGGUCUAGAUUAUCAACAAAUUCAUGCAUGUCCCAAUAACUGUCAGCUGUUUUGGAAAGAGAAGGUUAAUGAUGAUUUUUGUUCAACUUGUAAGGCUUCUAGAUGGAAAGAUAAAAAACCAGAAACCAAGUUAACGAAGAAAGAAAGAAAGAAAGCAACGCCAAGCAAAGUCUUAUGAUAUUUUCCAAUAAAGGAGAGGCUGAAAAGAUUGUUCAUGUGUAGAGAAACAACAUCGCUCCCACGUUGGCAUGAUGAAGAGCGCUUAGUAGAGGAUGGUGUGCUUCGACAUCCAGCUGAUUCUCCGGCAUGGAAGAACUUUGAUAAAAGGUUCAAGCAAUUUGCAUCUGAUUCUCGUAAUAUACGAUUUGGGUUAGCUACAGAUGGGUUUAACCCAUAUGGUAUGUUGAGCUCUACCUAUAGUUGCUGGCCAGUUGUUUUAGUAAUAUAUAAUCUUCCACCAUGGCUCUGCAUGAAGGAACCUAAUCUUCUAAUGCCAUUAAUAAUUCCUGGGCUCAAAAGUCCUGGAGAUAACAUUCAUGUUUUCCUCCAGCCGCUUCUAGAAGAUUUAAGAGACAUAUUUGUCAAUGGCAUUUCCAUAUAUGAUGCAUUUAGAAAUGAAACUUUUAAUUUGAGGGCAGCUGUACUGUGGACUAUAAAUGACUUGCCAACUUUAGGAAUGCUUGCUUCACAUAUGGUGCAUGGAGAAUUUGCAUGCCCGCCUUGUGGUCCAAAUGUAUGGUCCAAACGUUUGGCACAUGGGAAGAAAUCUUGUUUUAUGGGUCAUCGUCGAUUUUUGCCACCUAAUCAUGAAUUUCGUUUUGAUAGAAAUUCUUUUGAUGGAACCACAGAGAUUAGUACAGAGCCUAUGACUUACUAUGGGCGUCCGGUAUUGGAUGAAAUAAAUGCUAUCGGUGAUUUUAAGAAGUCAAAAACUUAUAAGGCAGUAAGUAGUUUAUUCACACUACCUUACUGGGAUGGCAAUCUUCUUCGGCAUAAUCUUGAUGUGAUGCACAUAGAAAAAAAUGUGUGCGACAAUAUUUAUGGUAUACUUCUAAAUUUAGAAGGAAAGUCAAAGGAUAAUCUCCAAGUUCGUCUUGAUCUCAAGGAAAUGAACAUUAGAGGGGAGCUCCAUCCACAACAAAGAACUUCAAGCAAGUUCUACUUACCACCUGCCAGCUUUACUAUGUCCAAAAGUGAGAAGCAAUUGUUCUGUAAAGUUCUUAGGGAUAUAAAAGUUCCUGUGGCUAUUCUUCAAACAUAUCUAGAUGUGUGAACUCUGCUGAAGGAAAAAUUCAUGGGCUCAAAACACAUGAUUGCCAUGUUCUAAUGCAACAAUUGAUGCCAAUUGCUUUGAGGGGUAUUCUUCCCGAUGAAGUCACAUCUGUCUUGUUUGACUUAUCUGCUUACUUUCGAGGAAUAUGUUCAAAAGUUCUCCAUGUUGAUGAGCUUGACCGUUUGGAAGAAGCAAUUAAAAUCACAUUGUGCAGAAUGGAAAUGAUAUUUCCUCCUGGAUUCUUCACUGUUAUGGUUCACUUAGUCGUCCAUUUAGCUACUGAAUGUAAGAUUGCUGGGCCAGUUUGCUAUCGAUGGAUGUACUUUAUUGAAAGGUACCUGGGUAAAUUGAAGUCGUAUGUUCGCAACAAAGCGCGUCCAGAAGGUUCAAUUGCAGAAUCAUAUUUGGCAGAUGAGUGCAUGGCAUUUUGUUCGCGAUACUUGGAAGGUUUCUCUACCAAGCAUAACAUACCAUCAAGGAAUAAUGACAAACCAGAUCAAUUUGAGACUCCCAUGAGUAGGCAAGAAUCCACUUUGUUUCCUCCAGUAGGAAAACCAUUGGGAAAACCAUCGGCGUACUCCUUAACUGAUAGAGAGAAAUUGCAAGCAUAUAGAUAUGUGCUAUACAACUGUGAUGCUAUAGUGCCAUAUCUGAAAGAACAUGCUGCUGAUUUGCAAAGGAAGAAACGCAAAAGGCUAACUCCAAAAAACAUUGAGAACAUGCAAAAUGAACAAUUCCCUGAUUGGUUCAGAGAUUAUGUAAGUCUCAAAAUUUAUGUUUCUCUUUUUCAAAUACUAAUACAUCUUUUGGUUUGGUGUAGAUCUUGCAGUUGGAGAAUCAAAGAGGUAUCGAUAGUAUUGAUGAGGAUAUUAGAUGGCUAGCACGUGGACCAAUUGAGGUAGCAAAACGACAUAGAGCAUUCAAUACCCAUGGGUAUAGGUUCAGAUCAAAGCGUUAUGCCAGGGUGACUCAAAACAGUGGAGUUGUUGUGACUGUAAAAACAUCGAGCUACACGUCCGCCAGUGAUACUAACCCUAUCCUUGGUGAUAUCAUGUAUUAUGGAAGGGUACUUGAUAUAAUUAAGUUAGACUACUAUGGAAAUUUCUCAGUUGUGUUGUUUAAAUAUGAAUGGGUCGAUGUAACUAAAGGAAAAUGAGUGAAAAUAGAUAAGUUUGGCUGCAAACUUGUGAAUUUCUCAAAUAAAAUUCAUACCGGUGAAAAGAUUGAGCAUGAGCCCUUUGUAUUUGCAAAUCAAGUCAACCAAGUGUUUUACAUUGAAGACCAUUUAAAUCCAGGGUGGUCUAUUGUAAGGAAUAUGAAACCCAGAGAUGUAUUUGAACUGGGCGAAGAAUGGAAUGAUGUGGAAUGCGAACCAUACCAUGUCAAUAAUCUUGGGGAGCUAUUUGACAGUGCACAUGAUGGUCAGACAUGGAUUCGAAGAGAUAUAGAAGGAACAACUGUCGAUAACAUGGUAACUAAUUAAAGUAAUUUUGGAUUGAGAUUUACUGCGAUGAAGGCUUCUUCACCACAAUAGCUUUUCUGGAUGAAAAUGUCAUUCGUAUAUUUCCUUGGAUUGUCUAAGUGAUUGAGCCAGAUCGAUUCAACUUUUUAUUUGCAUACAUAAGUCCUGUAAUAAUGUUCUACAUUAGUUAUAUACAGAAUUGGUGGUUAGAUCUUAUUUUUAAAUAUCCAGGAUAUCAUAUUGUUUAUAUGAUGAGAAAAAGGAA
Molecule: messenger RNA, 4087 nt
Organism: Oryza sativa Japonica Group (Japanese rice)
Lineage: Eukaryota; Viridiplantae; Streptophyta; Magnoliopsida; Poales; Poaceae
Source: RefSeq, a predicted model, not a curated record